Molecule: messenger RNA, 1122 nt
Organism: Cutaneotrichosporon cavernicola
Lineage: Eukaryota; Fungi; Basidiomycota; Tremellomycetes; Trichosporonales; Trichosporonaceae
Exons: 1
Coding region: 1-1122 (373 amino acids)
Source: RefSeq, a predicted model, not a curated record
AUGCGAGUUCUCGCUCUCUUCACCCUCCUCACGGCCCUUGCCGCCCCGGCCGCCGCCCGCUCUCACCCCCGCCGCCAGUGCAAGGCCAAGCACACCCCCUCCGUUCCCAGUCCUCACCAGAGUGGUACCGGAAACAACCAGCUCAACAUCCAGCCCGAGCACGGCCAGGAGGAGCAGCCCCCUUCGAGCGCCGGCAGCGACUCGGCCGUCCAGCCCUCCAAGCCAGUUGAGACCCCCGCUCAGACCCCCGAGCAGCCCGCCGAGACCCCCGCGACCACUCCUGCCGAGCCCUCGUCGUCGGCCGAGGCCACGCCUUCUUCCCCGGCCACCGAUCCUUCCCCCACCGAGUCGCCCAAGUCGGAAGAGACUCCCGAGUCUGCCCCUGGCUCGGAGGCAGAGGCCGCCACGCCCUCGCCUUCUCAAGUUGCGCCCACGCCGUCCGAGGGGGCUCCUUCGCUCUCUGAAGAGGCGCCCUCACCUUCCGAGGCUGCGCCUACGCCUUCUGAAGCCGCUCCUUCGCCCUCGGAAGCCGCUCCUUCGCCCUCGGAAGCCACUCCCUCGGCUUCAGAGCCCGCGCCUUCGCCCACUGGCACCGCCCCCGACGCCGCCUUUACCCAGCCCUCUGUUACCGACCCCGCCCAGACUGGCCCCGAUGCCUACCAGCAGACCCUCUUGGACCUCCACAACAACCUGCGUAGGCAGUACUCGGCCGGGCCGGUGACCUGGAACCAGGGUCUUGCCGACUACGCCGCUGGCCACGCAGACAAGUGUGUCUUCGAGCACUCGGGCGCUUCCACUGGUGAGAACCUUGCUGGCGGUACUGGCUCCGAUUACGACCUGGCUGCCGAGUUCCAGAUGUGGGCCAACGAGGCGAACGCGUACAACUUUGACAAGCCCGGUUACAGCGCUGAAACCGGCCACUUUACCCAGGCCGUCUGGAAGGGUACCACCCAGAUCGGCUGCGCCUGGAAGGCCUGCGCUCCUGGCACCAUCUUUGAGCCCCAGUUCGGCAACUCGCUCAUCCUUGUCUGCGAAUACGAGCCCCGUGGCAACUAUGUCUCGAACAACAACGACCAGGAGACGGCCAAGUGGUUCAGCGAGAACGUCGGCCCCAAGGCCUGA